UUCGCUCGGGAAGGCGAGGACGGAACGGUAGUUUACAGAAAGUGGUUGCUACUGCACGGCAACAGAGCUGAUCUGGGUCGAACGGCUACAAGACGUCACAAUGGAGAUUCAUUCGAGGAAUUCCCUUACUACGGAAACGGAAGCAUCUGGAGCGUGUUAGUUACAACGGGAGAUGAAGAUGUAUGGCGCGAGCGCUCAUGAUUUAACGGUGUAAAUAGUCUAUGGGGGAGUCUGUCUGUGGGGCGGACACGUGUUAUGUCUGGAGAAGAGAGAGACAACCUUGUUCCGCGCUGACGGCUCCGUUGAAACCCCUCUAUCUAACCUGGGCAGUAACGCAUGACAGACAGACAGAUAGAGAGAGAGCAUUGGUUCAGUCUUCCACGCUAGCUGGAGGAGGCACAGAGAGGAGGCAUCUAUCUACGUCUAUCCAAGUUGCUCAGCAGCUCCGUGAAGCACAAUGCCCUCGUAGGAGCUGAUAUGCAGACGCGUUGUGUAGGAGACUCGGGAAAAGGGCGUUGAAUAAAGUGCCUCUCCACUCCCCAGUCCCUUCACCCCUCGCCAGACAUGACGGGUCAGAGCCUGGAGGAGCUGACAGCAGCCUAUGAGGAUCACACCGUGCGCAUCAAUGUGGGAGGGUUCAAGAAGAGGCUGUUCUCCAACACUCUGUCUCGCUUCCCGGAGACCCGUCUGGCUCGGCUGCUACACUGCCAAUCAAAAGAGUCCAUACUGGAACUCUGCGACGACUACGACGACACGGAAAAGGAGUUUUAUUUCGAUAGGAACCCGGCUCUCUUCCCUUACGUGGUGAAUUUCUACAACACUGGGAAGCUCCACGUCAUGGCAGAGUUGUGCAUCUUCUCCUUCAGCCAGGAGAUAGAGUACUGGGGCAUCAAUGAAUUCUUCAUCGACUCGUGUUGCAGCGGUGCCUACCACUGCCGAAAGAUGGAUCCUAACCGCGGGGAGGACUGGGACGACUGCCGGAGCGACGAGGGCAGCACCACGUCAUCGUUCGACGAGAUUCUAGAGUUCUAUAACGACGCCACGAAGUUCGAUAAGCAGCCGUUGGGGAGCGUCCGUAGGCGGAUCUGGUUGAUCCUGGAUAACCCGGGGUACUCCGUCGCCAGCCGAGUCAUCAGUAUCCUCUCUGUCCUGGUCGUGUUGGGUUCCAUAACCGCCAUGUGCAUGAACAGCAUGGCCGAGUUCACCCUGGUGGACAGGGAGGGGACGCCUCACGAGGACCCCAGGUUUGAAACGGUGGAACACGUUGGUAUCGGCUGGUUCACCUUGGAGCUGGUGGCCCGGUUCACAGUUGCCCCAGAUCUUAUCCAUUUCUUCAAGCAUCCGUUGAACUUAAUAGACCUCGUGUCGAUAUUACCGUUCUACCUGACGCUCGUCAUCGACCUGGUGGCCGAGAGCAGCCCGGCGUUGGCCAAUCUGGGGCGCGUGGCACAGGUGCUACGGCUGACGAGGAUCUUCCGUAUCCUGAAGCUGGCGCGUCACUCCACGGGGCUGCGCUCUCUGGGCGCCACGCUGAGAAACAGCUACAAGGAGGUGGGGUUGCUACCCUACCUGGCGGUGGGCGUGUCUUUCUUCUCUGUCAUGGCCUACACCGUGGAGAAGGACAGCGAGGACUUCUCUACCGUCCCAGCAUGCUGGUGGUGGGCCACGGUGAGCAUGACCACGGUGGGGUACGGAGACGUGGUCCCGGUGUCUAUAGCCGGCAAGAUGACCGCCUCGGCCUGUAUCCUGGCAGGCAUCCUGGUGGUUGUGCUUCCCAUCACGCUCAUAUUCAACAAGUUCUCUCUCUUCUACAAGAGGCAGAAACAGCUAGAGAUCGCUAUGCGCAGCUGUGACUUCGACCAGGAGAUCAAAGAAAACCUUCCCUCUGUCAAUCUGAGGAACUACUAUGCACACAAGGUGAAAUCUCUCAUGGCCAGUCUGUCCAAUAUCAACCGGAGUUUGCCCAGUGAACACAGUCUGAACGAGAUGUCAAUACAUUAAGGUCUGUGGAUCAACAGACUGCCCCCCCCCCCGCUGGCCUUAUAAGGAAGGACGUGACCGAAGGAGAGGAGAAACAUGGUGCAAGAGGUAGCGCUGUUUCUGUGUAGCCCUUGUUGUUGAAUAGAGCUACAUGGGAAGCUGAAGUUUAGUUUGACUGACAGGCGAGGGAGUGGGCGGGCCAACCAACAUCACAACCUUUCUAUUGGGAGAAAUCUCAUCGAAUCCUCUCUCUCUCUUUUACAUUCUUUUCAAAUCCCAUUGGAUGAGAAGGCCAGAGGUCUUCAAAGAAAAACAAUGGAGAUUCUCCCAACGAUUCCUCUUCCACCUUUUCAUUCACCUCAAGUGUUUUAACUGUGUAGGAGCCGACAGUCUGACAACACCAUCUAGUGCUGUGGUGUGUGUUGGGGUCUAUUCAUUACGACGGCCAUUAAAAAGUCUUCAAUAAAGGACACAGUGCAGGACAAGUCACAACCUUAGGACAUGGGGCUUCAUCACUAGGGGUCAACCCUAGGACAUGGGGCUUCAUCACUAGGGGUCAACCCUAGGACAUGGGGCUUCAUCACUAGGGGUCAACCCUAGGACAUGGGGCUUCAUCACUAGGGGUCAACCCUAGGACAUGGGCUUCAUCACUAGGGGUCAACCCUAGGACAUGGGGCUUCAUCACUAGGGGUCAACCCUAGGACAUGGGGCUUCAUCACUAGGGGUCAACCCUAGGACAUGGGCUUCAUCACUAGGGGUCAACCUUAAGACAUGGGGCUUCAUCACUAGGGGUCAACCCUAGGACAUGGGGCUUCAUCACUAGGGGUCAACCCUAGGACAUGGGGUUCAUCACUAGUCACUAGGGGUCAACCCUAGACCAUGGGGUUCAUCACUAGUUACUAGGGGUCAACCCUAGGACAUGGGGUAAAUCACUAGGGGUCAACCCUAGGACAUGGGGUUCAUCACUAGGGGUUAACCCUAGGACAUCACUAGGGGUCAACCCGAGGACAUGGGCUUCAUCACUAGUCACUAGGGGUCAACCCUAGGACAUGGGCUUCAUCACUAGUCACUAGGGGUCAACCCUAGGCCAUGGGCUUCAUCAUUAGGGGUCAACCCUAGGUCAUGGACUUCAUCACUAGGGGUCAACCCUAGACCAUGGGGUUCAUCACUAGUCACUAGGGGUCAACCCUAGGCCAUGGACAUCAUCACUAGGGGUCAACCCUAGACCAUGGGGUUCACUAGUCACUAGGGGUCAACCCUAGGCCAUGGACCCUAGACCAUGGGGUUCACUAGUCACUAGGGGUCAACCCUAGGCCAUGGACUUCAUCACUAGGGGUCAACCCUAGACCAUGGACUUCAUCACUAGUCACUAAGUGUCCUCUAAAGUUUAGUCAUUGUGAUUUUGUCCAAAGUAGAGCUUUUCUCAUGUUCUCCUGUUAUGAGGUACUGUUGAUGUGUAACUGUUGUACUGCAAUGAGAUGAUCAAUACAAGAUGAGAUACCUUCGGAUGUCUAGAAUCCCAUAUUAAAGACCAAUACAUGUUGAUACCUUCAGAUGUCUAGAAUCCCAUAUUAAAGACCAAUACAUGUAGAUGAGAUACCUUCGGAUGUCUAGAAUCCCAUAUUAAAGACCAAUACAUGUAGAUGAGAUACCUUCAGAUGUCUAGAAUCCCAUAUUAAAGACCAAUACAUGUUGAUA
Messenger RNA from Oncorhynchus masou masou (cherry salmon), 3678 nucleotides. Its product is annotated as potassium voltage-gated channel subfamily S member 2-like. The record is from RefSeq and is a predicted model, not a curated record. Lineage: Eukaryota; Metazoa; Chordata; Actinopteri; Salmoniformes; Salmonidae. Gene Ontology annotation, molecular function: voltage-gated potassium channel activity; protein binding. Gene Ontology annotation, cellular component: membrane; voltage-gated potassium channel complex. Gene Ontology annotation, biological process: potassium ion transmembrane transport; regulation of delayed rectifier potassium channel activity; protein homooligomerization.